Messenger RNA from Larimichthys crocea (large yellow croaker), 5111 nucleotides. Its product is annotated as regulator of G-protein signaling 3-like. Gene Ontology annotation, cellular component: nucleus; plasma membrane. Lineage: Eukaryota; Metazoa; Chordata; Actinopteri; Sciaenidae. Gene Ontology annotation, molecular function: protein binding. The coding region runs from base 671 to 4432 and encodes 1253 amino acids. The transcript is spliced from 27 exons. The record is from RefSeq and is a predicted model, not a curated record.
CUGUCUGUCUGUCUGUCUACUUCAUAAAGAGUAUUCAGGUCUGCUCUGGUUGUUUGGUUGCUAUGGUAACGUGGUUACCCCCCUCGUUAAUGACAAACACAUGUGGACCUCCUCAAACAGGAAGUGACUCUUCAAAGUGACAUCAAAUGGCACAGGAAACAGAGUGUAUGUUUUUCAAAGUAAAAGCCUGGCUUUUGAAUCUGGGAACAGGAAGUGAUUUAAAAAGAAAAAUUGAUCAGACUUUGCGUCUGGCGUGUCACAUGAUGUCACAGCCUCUGUUCUGAUUGGUCAACGACAUCACUGACCUGUGACCCGCUCAGCGCUGGUCGUCUGUCACGUGUUCUCACGGUCAUGGUGGGCUGGAGCCAAUCCCAGCUGGCUGAGGGUGAGAGGCAGGGUCCGCCAUGGACACCUCCUGCCUCACUAUGGGAGGAAGUCAUGCACACAUCCACAUCAUUUCUUUUAUUUUAUAAAGAGGCUCUUAUUUUGAAGGUGAACACAGGAAGCAGCUGUGUUUGUUGUAUUAACUUGAAAAUCUGCUUCAAGUUUGAAUUUUUUUUCCUUCAGACGAAAAACUGAAGAAGGUUUGAGAGACGAGAAGAAAGACGAGGAGCUCGUUCCACUCAUUAACAGUUAAUCAGCUGAUUCAUUAUUCAUUCGUGGAGUUGUGAUGGAGGCGCGUGUGUGCAGCAGAAGGAGGCCCUGUGGUGGAGCUGCCAUCUGGCUGCAGGAGGCCCAGCUGAAGACAAAGAGGAGGAGGACCGGAGGGUCAGAGGAGAACCGGGACCCAGCAAGUCCACAGAGGAUCAGGAGGACCUGGAGACCAGAACAAAGAUGGUCCUCACAGUCUGGAUCCAGAACCAAGACCAGACCAGGGUUCAGGUGUGGAGCUGAGGUCCAGUCCUGCAGACCUGAGGUCAGGGUGGCCCUGAUCAGACAGACGACAGAGCUGGCUCAGGGUUUGAUCCUCACAGACAAGACUGGUCUAGGAUCCACCAAGACCAGGUCCCAGGUCAAGUCCAUGUCCCAUGUCAGGUCCACGUCCCAGGUCUGGUCCAGAUCCAUUUCAGGUCCUCUGAGGCCUGCUGGUCUGGUCUCAGAGAUCAGGAUCGGCAGGAGGAGGUCUGACAGAGUCGAGGAUCCGGAGUCCUGCAGACAGGAGGAGGCACCCAGGACCAGGACCAGGACUGGGAAUCAGGGGAGGCCUGAGACCAGGAGAAGGACCAAGAUCCACCCAUCAGUGUUCAGAGGGCGAGGUCGGCUGAGGCUGUCAAUCACUCCGGAGGCGGGGCAACUCAUCAUUCACAUCCACGAGGCCAGAGGGCUGAUGGGAAAAUCUCAGAAGUCAUGUGACUCCUAUGUGAAGCUGGCGGUGACCUCUGACCUCGUCAGUGACAGUCGGACCUUUCUGAACAACAAGAACCCCGAAUACGACCACAGCUUCAUCCUGUGUGUCAGUGAUGACCUCGUCCUGAACAGGUUGAUAAUUUCUGUGUUCAGCAGGUGCAGUCAGCUGAUCGGCUGUAUGAGCUUUGGGAUUGGUUCUCUCGUCUCAUCCUCUAAGCUUGUCACUGGUUGGUUCUACCUGCUGGGGGAGGGGUUUGGCCAUCGCAAGCACCUGAGAGUGACAUCACAGAGGAACAAGCCAAUGAGGAGACCAGGCGCAGACCUCAGGAGGACUCCAGACUCCGCCCCAGAUACCGACCCGACCCGCGUCACCACCACCAACCUGUCCAACGCCACCACUGGACUCAAAGACCUGACAAACUACAGCCUGACCUCGAGUCGACCUCAGAACCUCGACCCUGCCAACAUCUCCACACUGCACAGCAACCAACGGCAGGCGACACGGGCCAGCAUCCAGCAACUGACAGUGAACGUGGUUCGGGGUAAAGAUGGUUUCGGGUUCACGAUCUGCUCCGACUGUCCGGUCCGAGUCCAGGCCGUCGACUCAGGUGGUCCAGCUCAUCAGUCUGGUCUCCGUCAGGGCGACUCGGUCCUGCAGCUGAAUGGACUUCCUGUGGAGACCUGGAAGUGUGCAGACCUCGCCCACGCCAUCAGGAGUUGCCCGUCUCACAUCGUCUUGGUGGUCUGGAGAGGUUUACCUGAGUUCAGGUCAGGCUGUGAAACUUUGCUCCGCCCACCGACACACAACAUGACAACAGGCAGAAAGUUGCUGCCCCCCCCCGCCCACAGUAAACAUGGCCGCAGACGGACUCAGGGUUCUGGGGUCCGGUCCAGUUUGGGGGCUCUGGGUUCUCUGUGGAGGGACAGGAAGGAGAACCGGGAAGAGGAGGAGGAGGAACAGGAAGUGACGGAGUAUUCGCCGUGUACCGCAACACUGAAGGGAACCCGUGUGACAUCAUCACAUGGAGACAACUACAUCAUCCUGUCACCUGUCAAUCAAGGAGGACAGCUGCUGCAGCCGGUUUAUCACGACAGGAACGGAACCAUCGGUCGUCUGUACCAGACUCACCCCAGUAGAGGACAGAACCUCCACGACCCUCAACCUGGGUCAUCACAGAGACCAUUCACCAGCCGGACCUCCACCCUGCCCCCACCCCCCUCCACCUCUGCCUCCUCUUCAUCUGCCCCACCCAGUAACUACGGCAACUACCAGAACUGCACCAUCGUCCAAUCACAUCUGCCCUGCUCUUCCUACGGGACCUACGUCACCCUGGCGCCCAAGACCCUGAUCUUUCCCAUCUUCGUCCAGCCUUUGGACCUGUGCAGUUCAGACAGAACCCUGCUGAUGGCCGAGGAAAUGGUUCUCCAUCAGGCCGACCUGCUGCCCACAAAGGUGACCGUGUUGAUCUACAGCGACUUGCUGCUCUUCACCAGAGAGGACGAAGCCGGACGCUGUAACGUCCUACAGAGUCCACUGUACCUGAACACACUGCAGCUCAGAGAAGUGUCCUCGGAGCCGCUCCACAUCUACUUCCUGCGGAGCUCCCAGAGUUCCUGGCGUUGUCUCUUCAGUCUCGAGGCGUUCAGCGUCGAGCAGAAGGUCCGAGUCAGUCUCUGUCUCCAUGACAACAUCCAGCUACAGCUGGUCGCCACGGAGACCGGACACACCCACCAGCUCUCAGACCUCCCCUCAGACUUUGGCCUCCUCUCUCUCCGUCAGUCUGACCUCCUCUAUCGUCCAUCCUCCCCUUACUCCUCCUCUGAUCCUCCCCUCCUUCACUCCUCACCUCCUUACUCCUCCUGUGAUCCUCCCCUCCUUCACUCCUCAGCUCCUUGCUCCUCUUUGUGUGACCCUAUCAGACCUCCCUCUCCUUACUCCCCCAGCUCUUCCUUCUCCUCCUCCUUUUCCUCACCUCUUUCCAGGGCUUUCACCACCUUAUCACAGUUCCUCCCCUCGCCUCCUCCAUCCUGCUCCGACCAGAGGAGUCCGGUCUGGAAGGAGAGGGGAGGAGCAGAGGAGGACCUGAGGAGGAGGAGAAGGGGUGAGGAUGAGGAGGAGGAGGUGGAGGAGCGGCAGCAGGGGGAGGGGGAGAGUGCCUCGGAGACAUCUGAACAUGUGGGGGGAGUCUGUGUGCGGGGCCUCCUGCUCAGCUCCACCCACUUCAAUGAGGAAGAGGAGAGCGAGGAGGAGGAUGGAGGAGGUGCUGAGGAGAAGUUCAUCUACAGACCUGAAGUUCUGCGGCGCUCGCUCUCCGAGGGUUCUUUGCUGCAGGAACCUCGAUCGCCUCGCUUCCUGUCCGACAGCACCAUCCAUCGACUCACCUGCCCCGCGACCUUUGACCCCGACCCCAGCCCCGCCCCUCGACGCCCCUCCAUCCACACCCUGAGGAAACAGCUGACAAAAGAGGGGGGGUCUCUGCACCACAUGCUGCUGCUCCUCAAUGGCACCAAGGAUGCCGAGUUCAGAAACCUGCACCUGAAGAAGAAGACCAGGAACCUAGCCGCUGACGUUCAGAGCCGCCUGCCAUUUCUACGACGACGGAAAAACAGUGCCUGUGUCCAUGGCAACAGUUUGGAGAAAGCUCUGAGGAACAACAGACCAUCUCCUGGUGAGGUCCUGAGGUGGUCGGAGAACCUGGAGGCUCUGCUGACCAAUCAGUAUGGUCUGGCAGUGUUCCGUCACUUCCUGAGGUCAGAGUUCAGCGAGGAGAACCUGGACUUCUGGUUGGCUGUGGAAAGAUUCAAGAGGACACGCCCCCUCAGCAAGAUGGCUGCCAGAGCUGCGAAAAUCUAUGAAGAGUUUAUUUCUACCAACGCAGCAAGACAGGUCAACGUAGACUCGUCUGUCAGAGAAUCCACCAAUCAGAGCUUGCAUCUUGGCGUUAGUCCCGCCUCCUUCCAGCUGGCCCAGGAUCAGAUCUACAGCCUGAUGGAGGCGGACAGCUACCCACGCUUCCUCAGGUCCCGCCUCUACACCCAGCUGACCAAUCAGGGCACAGAGAUGGCCACAGAGUCAGCGAAUUAGAGCCGAGCUGGGCAUGUGAGCCAAUCAUGAGUGAGGAGGAGACCUCAAGAUCAGAGCCUCUGAUUGGCUUCAGCUCCAGUCAUCCAUUGAGAGAGGAGCUGACCAACAGGUGCAUUAUGGGAAAUGUGGUCUCCAGUGUUUGCUGCUCAGAUUUUCACUUUUUAUCGACACAUUGAAUCAUUUUAAUUUCCUUUAAUUAAUAAUUGACUUUAAGUUUUUAGUUUUAUUUUAACUUCCUGUGACGUGAACGUUGUGAUCACGUGUGUUAACUGAUCUCAUGUUAACUGAUCACGUGUUAACUGAUCACAUGUUAACUGAUCACAUGUUAACUGAUCACAUGUGUUAACUGAUCACAUGUUACGUCUCCGCUGACAUGUUUGAGUCAUGCUAACAGCUCAGAUGGUUCCCGCUAAUGAUCUAAUGUUAGCAUGCUAACACGCUAAACUAAGAUGGUGGAUGGAUACCUGCUAACGAGAUUAGCAUGUUGAUGUUAGCAUGUUGCUGUUCGUGUGUCGUCAGAACCAACAGGACGUCGGGAUCACAGUGACGGUCCGUUUUAGUGCAGCUCGUCCCUGACAUUAGUUAAAUGUUCUAUUAAUGUUGUUACUGUAACAAAAGAUGACUAAAGGUUUAACGAGGGUUGUCUGCUGGAAACAAUAAACGAUGAUGAUGAUGGACA